UUUUUGGAUUUUUGAAAAAUAAUUUUUCAUUAUCACUUCCAUUGUUUUAAUACAUGUAGAUUUUCAUUAAAAAUAGUUUUAUUUUUUUGUUUUAAAAUAUAAAGUGAAUUUGAACUUUUCUUUUUUAUCGUUUACUUUUUCGUAUUCUUUAAAAAUAUAUUAUAACCAAACUAAAUUUAAUAAAAUUUAAAUAAUCAAAUAUAAAUUAAAACUAAAUAUAUAAGAGAUUCAAAAUUUAUGAUAAACUUGAUCAAACGUUUCAUUGGAUUUUGAAAAAUAAAACAUAUUGUACAUAAAAGAAGAACGUAUAUUUGCAAAAUUUAAAAUGUGACAUUUGUAAUGAUCAAACAGUAAAGUGAACUAACAAGUUUUAUAUUUGCUUUAUUAGAAUUUAGAUAAAAAAAUAUUAAAAUAAUAUGUCAAUACUAAUAAUGGUAUUGAUUGCAAGAAUGAUAAUAUUUAGGUUAAAGUAUUAAAUUUCAAGUUUUCGGGCCGAGUUUAUCUCAAACGGACUUAGGCCCAAAAUAUCUAAAGUCCAAAUAGACUUAGACCGAAAGGCCAAAUGGACUUAGCCCGAAAGAUCCGAUUUUUUGGGGACUUAUAAAACUAAACUCAAACCCGAUAAUUUUUAGGGCUGAGCGGGCUCGGACUGCGUGUUUCAACUGUAAUUGACAUGUCUAGCCACGAAAGCCCAUAUAACGGGAAAAGAUUCAACAAGUGUUCAUCUCAAAACACUUGCCCAGCUGAUAAACGGAGAGGAGAUGAAUGGUGUAAUCCCACUGAAUAGUAUUGACAUGGCAUUCAUGUUGUAAGCUCCCCAAGUCGAUAAAAUACAUUUCAGUUCAGCAUAUAUAGUAAUAGUGCAUUGCAAUCCCAUAUAAAAUAACAAAUUAAGAUAUUCUGUCUCAUUUAGUAUUUUAGAAUUAUAAUAAAUAAAGAGUCAACCAGAGUGAGAAAUGGUUUUCUAAAGUGUUAGGUUGGCAAGCCAUCUAAAUAUCUAAUGUUCACUAUUAUACACCAACCUUUAUGUUCCAUUUACUACAAAGUGCAAACCACUGUUCUUACAAAGAAUUCUUCUACAAUAAUUUAUUAGGGACUACAAAAACAUUAACCGAGCUCGAUUAUGCACAUUAAUGUUUUUGGAAAGUUGUUGUGAAUAUAUAUAUAUAUAUGCUUAGGGAAAAUUAAUCAAAUUAAACUUAAGAAAUCCUUAACACCCAAAUUGCAUGUUCCAUGCAUGUUUCGUAAUAUAUAUAUACACAUAUAUAUAUCUUAUUAUCCUUCUGGCACUUUAUCUAAAUCAUCAAAACAAGGUAAAAUGACACAAUGAUAUAUCAGUAUAUGAAGCAGUUAAAUGAUGUUGAAACAAGACUAAACUAAAAAGAAACAAUACGACCAGUUACAGUCUUGGAGAGUAACAAAAGUCAGCACAACCCUUUUGUGUUUUUGACUUUCAUCCUAUUCAAUGACAUUUCUUAGUACUUAAUAUUCUUCUGCCAUGUCCCAUUUUAACUUUCAGUCUUUGGUUAAUAUUUGAGUAUUUUCAUUAGUAAAUAAAAUCCAAGAUAAAGAAGCAUUAAAAGGAGAAACCAAGAAGUCAAAAUAGUGACACAAGAAGUGUUUCUAAUUGGCUUAAUGAGGGGAGAAACUCAGAGAAGUGUUUUCCUAAAGUAAAUACUAGUCUAGGUCUCGAGCUGCUUACCAAAUCCUCAAACAGAUAACCCAAAACGAGGAAUUAUGUUAAAAGUAAAAGCUCUCUUCUGGACCAAAUGUAUACGUGUGAGUUCUCUCACAUCUAGCUAACUUACAAAUUUUAUUUUUAUCAUGUAGUAUAAUAUAAAAUGUACCAACUUUUUUUUUGAAACAAACUAAAAUAUACAUAAAAUAUUUUUCGUAGAUUAAUCGAUAAAACCCGUCAAACCAGUAACCAAAUCCAGCUAGAAAAAAACGUCAAAGCAGUAGACCAAAUCCAGAUAGAAAAAAAAUUAACUAGAUCAGAAUAAAUUUAUUCAAAUAUUAGCAUUUCUUCAGAUUAAAAUUCCUUCGAUUUUGUAAAACAAACCAAAUAUUCUCAAAGUGAGACAACUAAAUAAACGAAACCAAAAAGUGAAAAUAUCAUUUGCUGUGUACCUAUAAAAGAUAUCAGAUCUUAAAACCUAUCUCAGCAGCAAACCAAACAUGUGUUAACGUUUAGCCCUGAACUUCUACAUUUUUAAAAAAAGUAGACGAUUUUUUCCUCUUUUUCCCUACCAUCUUUUUGUGCCUUAUGUUCUCAACUAAUCCCAUUUAAUUCACCACACAGCUACAUUAGACAUACGAUCUAUAAAUGGUCAUUAAAUGAAACUAUUCCUUUCGCUGCAAAAUUAGGUACUAGCAAAGCAUAAAACACACCACUUUACCACUUCUUGAUAUCCAAAACUGAAAAAACCUCUCAUUAUUAUACACAUAAAUAGCUAUAACUCAACGAGAACCGCGAUAUCAUAAUGAGUGUUUGAGUCUGAUAGUUACGAGUGACAAGAUUGUAAAUAAGUGAGAGAAGCUCCUUUCCUCCCUAUAAAUUUCCCCGGAAAGUUCAUUCAUCCCCAUCCUAACUUCAUCUUUUCACUUCUCUUCUCAAUCACCCCAUUCAUAUUUCCCCAUAUUAGUCAAAGAGCUAUAUGGAAAUCUCCAAUGUGAUGCUUCUUGUAGCGAUCGUUGCAGCGUAUUGGUUAUGGUUCAAGAGGAUCUCACGGUGGCUAAAGGGUCCACGUGUGUGGCCUGUAUUGGGCAGUCUCCCUGGUCUGAUAGAGCAGCGUGACAGGAUGCAUGAAUGGAUCACAGAGAACCUCCGUGCGUGCGGCGGUACUUACCAGACUUGUAUCUGUGCAAUGCCUUUCUUGGCAAAGAAGCAAGGUCUCGUGACUGUCACGUGUGACCCGAGGAAUCUUGAACACAUGCUCAAGACCCGGUUUGAUAAUUAUCCUAAGGGUCCAACGUGGCAAUCCGUCUUCCACGACCUUCUCGGUCAAGGUAUUUUCAACUCUGACGGAGACACUUGGCUAUUCCAACGCAAAACCGCUGCUCUUGAAUUCACAACAAGAACGUUGCGGCAAGCCAUGGGAAGGUGGGUAAACCGAGGAAUUAAGCUCCGGUUCUGUCCAAUUCUUGAAUCAGCUCAAGCCAAAGCCGAGCCGAUUGAUCUGCAGGACUUGAUACUCCGGCUCACAUUUGAUAACAUUUGCGGGUUGGCGUUCGGUAAGGACACAAAAACCUGCGCGCCGGGGCUGCCCGAGAACAGUUUUGCGACGGCAUUCGACCGAGCCACCGAAGCAUCGCUCCAAAGGUUUAUUUUGCCGGAGUUUAUGUGGAAGCUGAAGAAAUGGCUUGGACUGGGCCUAGAAGUCAGUUUGAGCCGAAGCUUGGAAGAAAUGGAUGGAUAUUUAGCCAAGGUCAUUAAUACACGUAAGCAGGAGCUGAUGAGUCAGCAAGAGAGUGGACACGACGAUCUCCUCUCGCGUUUCAUGAUGAAGAAGAAAGAAGCGUACAGCGACACUUUCCUCCAACACGUGGUGCUUAACUUCAUCCUAGCUGGACGUGACACGUCAUCAGUUGCGCUGAGCUGGUUCUUCUGGCUCAUCACGAUGCAUCCGACCGUCGAGGAACAAAUCGUCCGCGAGAUCUGCUCCGUUCUGAUCGAGACACGUGGCAUUGAGAACGCCGCGUCAUGGACUCAGGAGCCUUUAAAUUUUGACGAGAUCGACCGAUUGGUUUACCUGAAGGCGGCGCUCUCUGAGACGCUCAGGCUUUACCCUUCGGUGCCGGAAGACUCGAAGCACGUGGAGAACGACGACGUUUUACCUGACGGGACUUUCGUGCCGGCGGGAUCUUCGGUGAGUUACUCGAUAUACGCGGCGGGGAGGAUGAAGUCGACUUGGGGAGAAGAUUGUCUCGAGUUUAUCCCGGAGAGAUGGAUCUCCCCCAUCGACGGCAAAUUCAUAAACCACGACCAGUAUAGAUUCGUGGCAUUCAAUGCAGGACCAAGGAUCUGCCUCGGAAAAGAUCUUGCCUAUCUUCAGAUGAAGAGCAUCGCGGCCGCGGUGCUUCUACGUCACCGGAUCACGGUGGUUCCGGGACACAGAGUGGAGCAGAAGAUGUCUUUGACUCUUUUUAUGAAGAACGGGCUUCUGGUUAAUCUGCAUAAGAGGGAUCUCGAAGGAACCAUAAAGAGUCUAGUGGUGGCGAAGGGUGACGGUGUCAUCGACGGCAAAUGUGACGGCGUCGCCGUUUGAUGGAUGAUGGUAAGCAAUGGAAGUUACGUUGGCUUAGAGCCGACAACGUCUCUGAUUUAUAAACACAUUUUUUAUUCCAAAGAAGAAAAAAAAACAUGUUGGACAGAAAUACGAUUAAUGGUUUUAAAUUUGUUCAACAUGAAACUGUAAGCAUAUACACUUCAAUAGUAACUUUUUUUUUUUUUUCAAUAGUAACUUUCUGGCUUUGUUUUGUUUCUGUAAACUUGAAAUUUUAUUUCAUAUAUGAAUGUAUUGUAUUCUCUAUAA
Messenger RNA from Brassica rapa (field mustard), 4535 nucleotides. RefSeq names its product cytochrome P450 86A4. NCBI's taxonomy places the organism in Eukaryota, Viridiplantae, Streptophyta, Magnoliopsida, Brassicales, Brassicaceae. Gene Ontology annotation, molecular function: iron ion binding; monooxygenase activity; heme binding. The record is from RefSeq and is a predicted model, not a curated record.